GGUGGAUGUAGCGUUGCCAUAGCUACGCGCAUGCCAUGGUCAUGACGGUUCUGCAAGAGGUGAACGGCGAGGACGCCUCACCCGAGAAGCGCAGCUCGUUGAGCGGAGGUGAGGCGAACGAGGCAGCACAGCUUCGGCAGGCUCUCUUGGAGGCCCAGGGCGAGAUCGCGGGGUUGCGCCUUGCCUUGGCUGCGAAGGAGUCAGUGCGCCGAUCCGAGGACGGAUCCAACGAGCCGCGCUCUGCUCGACUCUCGCUGGAUCCUUCGAGCGCAAGGAGAGCUCGCCGUCUAUCCGUGGAGGAAACAGCCACAACAGCGCGCCGCACAGAGGGGCGACGCCAGGCUGGACUCUUCGAGCUCCGAGUUUCACUGAGGAGCCGAGCACGCCGGGAGGAGCCCAAGCCGAGCUCGGUGCUGACCUCCACCCCCCCCGUGCCGAACUCCUCGCGCCGCGGAUCGCCGAGCCGCUCCGUGAGCCCAAAGGAGAGCCGGGCCGCAGGCACAGAAGUCAAGGCGCAGUUUUCUCCUCCGCGGCCGGAAGCAAGGACUCGGUCUCUGUCCGCGCGGGCCAUGCGGAAGUUUGCUGAGCUGAACGCUCACAAAGAAGAGUGGCCAGAUGUGCGCAGAGAGGCUGCUGCUGCCGCGGACAGCGAGUGCCGGUUAAAGGCUGCUGCUGCCGCGGACAGCGAGUGCCGGUCAAAGGCUGGUGCUGCUGCCGCAGUCAGCGAGUGCCGGUUAAAGGCUGGUGCUGCUGCCGCAGACAGCGAGUGCCGGUUAAAGGCUGCUGCUGCCGCGGACAGCGAGUGCCGGUCAAAGGCUGGUGCUGCUGCCGCAGACAGCGAGUGCCGGUUAAAGGCUGGCCGGACGCACGAGUGCCGGAAGGACAGACCGCCGGGGGCGUCGCCGGUGGAUGCGCAUUGCAUUGAGACGGUGCGGCGUACAUCAGGGCCGACGGUGCGCAUGACGCAUCCCGUGCAGGUGCGCGUGCCAGUGAUGCCGUUGGGCGCUCCCAGGUUUGCUUCGACUCGCGCGACUAGACUGUCGCUGCCAGCUGGGCUAGGGCACACCUGGGUGAGUCGGGUGUGAUCUGAGUGGAACCACUCGUCUCACCGCUCACAAGUGGAGUAGUAGGUUCUUCAGUGCGAGUCUUGCUGUU
Messenger RNA from Effrenium voratum, 1155 nucleotides. NCBI's taxonomy places the organism in Eukaryota, Dinophyceae, Suessiales, Symbiodiniaceae. The record is from the annotation of a GenBank genome assembly.